AUGGAUUACAACGGGAACUCAAUAAGUGAAAAUCCAUUUCUUAAGGUUUGUCUCAUUUUGAUUAAUUUAGAAUACCUAUACUUGUUUUUCAGCAUGAUGGAGCAUCAAAAAGAUUAUUCAGACGGCGUCCAAUUGUCAUUCGAGAUUCAUCGAAAAAAGGUGACUAAUUUUUUUAUUUAUCAAAAUUUAUAUAUUUUUUAUUCAUGAGCCAAUUGAAACAUUUUCAAAUUGUUCAUGUUCGAUUAUAAUUUUUCCAACUUUUUGUCGUUUACCUUCCAUAUCAUUUUUGAUUCUCCAUUCUUUCUUAUCUUUUUUUUUAGUUUUGAAUAUAUAUGUAUAUAUAUAUGAUAUUAUUUAACGUUUAUGCAUAGUUUUUAUUACUAUUUCUACGUUUUUUCUUGCAGUCGCCGAUAUUGGGUUCAAAAUGGAGGAAAAUUCAGAAGAAGUUAAAGUUUCAACAAAUUUAACAGGUUAGUGUUUGGGGGCUUUUGGGAAAAGAGAAUUUUUGAAGAAAAACCGGAAAUGUGUUUUUGAUAAGGGAAACAGUACGGUUUUUGAUUUUUUUAGUCUGAAAUUUUGAACAAAGAACUUGGGAAAAAUGAAUUGAAAAAAUUUUAAAUAGUCUUUUUGAUUCAAAAAAAUUUCGAAGUUUCGAAUUGGCUCAAUUCUAUAAAUCUGAUUCUCUCUGUCCAAAGACUAGCCCCAUAUCCAAAACACAUUUCUCGAUUCCUGUACCUUGUGGAAGAUUUUACAAAGAGUAGCAGAGAAUUUCAAAUGGUUUUUUGGAAAAUCUGAGAGUUCAGGCACCAAAUUUCAGAUUGUUUUUCUGAAACAUUCCACUCAAAUUUGUGUCAAGUGUCUAAAAACAAAUAGUUACUUUUGAUGUUUUCCGAAUCCUUAACUUUCUUCUACUGAUCACAUUUUUUUCCAAAUUUGUUUCGAGUUUAAAAACUUUAAUCUGAAGAUUUUCAUUUACAAAAAAUAAUACUGUACAAUACAAAUAAAAUAUCACGCAAUACAUAUAUAGUUGUCUUAUUUCUUCUCGCAUUCAGGUGUCAAAAAGCUUCCUAUUUCCUCUCCAUCAAUAAAUACGAUAUUUGCUCACAAAAAGAACACACUUAUCUAUCUAUCUAUAUCUAUUUAUCCGCAUUUUUGAUUCAUUCUUUUUCAAGCAAACUUUGUUUCAUUCAUCUUUUUUUUUCUCAUGUAUCAAAUAAUAAUAGUAAUAAUUUAUGCCGAAAAUGGAUAAAUAUUAUUGUUAUUGUUGCUAAUAUUAGUAUUAAUACUAGUUUUACAAUAGAUAGAUCAAAACUUUUUUUCAAUACGACAAAAAAAUUUUUGCUUGUUCUACAUCUAUACAAAAAAUCGACCUGAUUUUUUCAUAGGAUAUAUAUAAUUAAAUAGUUAUUUAUUCAGUUAGUUAGAUAUUUAGAGCAGAUGUAAUCUUAAUAAGGCAUUAUGUAUUUACUAAACACUUUAUUGGCAGCCACUGAUAUUGGCUUUUUCGCCGUUGGUCAUGUUAGUUGUUAACAUAAUAAUCAGGUUUUAUCACGACAUUAUUAUUUGCUCUCUCUUCUCACCACUUCUUCUUUAUGUCAUUAGUUUUUCCAUGUUCCAUUCAUGAUGAUUUUGCUCUUCCUUUUUCUCUUUUAAAAAUCUUCUCCUAAUCUUUGCUUAUGUUAGGUUUUUGAUUUUUAGAUGACUCUUCGACGUAUGAAUGUUCAUGAUUUCUGGAAACCUUCUGAAAUCCCACCUGAACAAUAUUAUCAGAAUCUUGAACAAUAUCAGUAUCAGAAUUUACCGUUGUUGACAAGAAAACUUGGAUCUAGUUAUUGUUAUCCGCAAGAUUCUUUCAAUAUGAAUAACACGAAAAAACCAGAAUCGAGUCUGAAACGAAGAAUUGCACGAACUCAAAGUGAUCGGAGAGCUACACCUUCGGAGCAAUAUCGAUUCUCUCUUAAUCUUGAACGACAAACGCCACAAUAUGAAAACUUGUAUAAUUAUAGUUUCAAAUCUGAACAUCAUCAUCGAAGUUGUUCAGAUCUUACAAAUGAAAUCAAAAUUCAGACACAGAAUCAAAAUCGACUUCGACCAACUACCAUUUCAAUAUCAUGUCAUAACAUUAAUCAAGGUUCUUAAGAAAAAAAAUAUUUGAAAAUUAUGGGGAAAAUAUGAAUAUCAUUGUGUGUUUUCAAUUAAUUAUAUUUAUUUACAGAUUUGGAAUAUGGUCCAGGAAUCGUUGAAAAGUUGCGAGCAAAAUUUUCAAGGUUUUCGGGAACAAAUCCACAACAACAACAUCAUACUGAAAUUGAAGUUAGACAAACUGUCAAUAAACGAUUUAGUUCUUUUGAAGAUUUAUUAGCUGAUAAUAAUAGUGAUAGGUCAGUUUGAAAAUUUAGUUUCACUAACUUUAUCCGGCCUUUUCCGAAUUUUCUACAACCAGACACUGUCGGCCACUUUAAAAUCGAACCAAAACGUUUUGUAAAAACAACAUUUUUUUUCCAGUAAACAAAAUUCAAUGAAAUCACAACCACUUGAAUAUACUCGAAGAGCAUCAAGAUCAAUAAGUGAUAUGGUAGGAAAUGAAGAACAUGAAAAACCAAUGAUCCCGGUGAAACCAGUGUCAAUUCCAAAAUCAGAAGAACAAGACGAGGUAAGAUCAAUAACACAACUACGAAGGAGAUUCGAGAAAAAUGGAGAUCAAGCCGCAAAAAUGAGAUUUGCAAGAGAUCCAGUUGAAUUAAUCACCAAGGUUAAUCCAUCGUAUGUUGCGCCAAAAUAUAACCCACAACCAAAACCUGUGACAAAACCGGUUUCGAAUAUUUUGAAAAUUUUAAAUGAUGCUGAAAGCACACCGAGUGAACCAGAAUUUGUUCAAAUUGCUAGAAGAUUACGACGAUUUCAACCAGAAGUUCAUGAAUCUGCACCUCCAACACAAAUUGGAUCGCAGAAAAAACUGGAAUUUGAAUCAAAUGUCAAAGUUCCACCACCAACACCAGUUGAAAACACAAGAGUUCCGGUGAAAUGGCACAGAAGACAACCUGAAAUGCCAAAUCUAACAGAGAGCGCAAAAGUUAUUCGAGAAUCUUGCGAUAUUGUAUCUGUAUUGCCACCUGAUCCACAUUCAGCAAGAGUUUCUAAACAACCGAUUCCACCAAUCACUCCAGAACUUUCAAGAUCAACAGUUUCUAUUGAAUCAAGUCCCCCUCCAGAGGAACCAAAGCCAACUGUGGUUAGUUACUCAAAUAUUUUAUUUUGAAAAUAAUUUUCUUGGUUUCAGUCUGAACAGUUAUCAACAUUCCGAAAAACUGUUGUCGAUAUUUCAUCGGACAAAAACUCCAUAGCAAAUAGUGUGUUCAAAUAUGAAGCUCCGCCAACAAAACCAAGCUUCAAUAAUAAUUUCUGGAAAACUGAUGAUCAAGAGAAGGUAAUUUCGAAUUCCUUAUUCUGAAACAAAAUAGUAAAAUGAAAUCUUCAAGAUCACAUUUUUUGGCCGUAAAAUCGAAGACAUUGGCUCAAAAUCAAUCAUAACUUCACCAAAUUCACCAAACGUUGUUUCGAUAACAGUUAAAGGACCAAGCAGACCAACCAAUCUCUGUAAGUUAUUUUUCUCUUAGAGUACAUGUUUUUUCAAAUAUUUUUUGAAACAAAAAAAAUUGGAUCAACCGGAGAUUGACCAAUUAUCUGUCUCGUGUUAGAACGGUUCUACCAUCCAACCAACUAAAUUUUGGUCUAGUUUUUCACACUUUUUUUCUGUUUGGCGACACUUGAACAGGAAAAAAACGAGAGGAUAAUAUAUCCAUUUCUCUUUUUUCCUCAUUCUCCUCCUCCUCAUUUACUUCCCGUUCUAUUGUAGUUUUUCUAGGUUAUGGUUCGUUCACUUUUUUUGGGUUUUGAAACAGAAAGUUCACAGGUUUUCGAGUUUAGUGAAUUGAUGAUAGUUUGGGAAACCAGGUUGAAAUAAUUCGGAAUAUUUUAACUUCAGACUAGUUUUAAACAUUUUCAGAAAUGAGUUGUGUUUAACAUAAUGACCUUCUUCAAUUUCAAAGAAAUCUGGUUCACUCAAGGUUGACAGAAGGUAUUCAUUUUGAAGGUUCUGAAAAUUAUCCAAAAAAUCCCAAUCAUUAUAUUGUAACCGGGGCACAAUUUCAAUAAUUUCGAUGAAUUUUUCAUGAGAAAAACUAUAUUUUUCCCAUACUCGUUUAUGAAAAAUACAUUUCAUAAAGUUUUGUAAAAAAAAAUUAAUUUUUUACGAUGAAAUAUUUUUGCAGUUAUAUGUAGAUUCUUUUUAAAAAUUAAAAUUCCAGCAAAUUUAGUGCCUUAA
Messenger RNA from Caenorhabditis angaria, 4324 nucleotides. Lineage: Eukaryota; Metazoa; Nematoda; Chromadorea; Rhabditida; Rhabditidae. The record is from the annotation of a GenBank genome assembly.